CUUUUUCCUGUCACUGAGAGUGUGAGGGAGCUGAUUGGCUUCCACCUCCUCACAGAUGGCGACCUCUCCAAAUUUUCCAGCGUCAGCCCACUCCGGAGCCAGUGGAGAUAAAAAGGCUGAACAUGAGCUUGAUAUUGGAGAAAGGAAGGAGAAGACUUUUGGUCCUAGUUAUUCCAGGGAGGGACAAACUUCCACCCAAACAUCAUCUCGACCUCAGAGCCCUUCGGUAUCCAACCCAGCGCCAAAUCUGACUUCUAGCAGCUCUUUGGAGGCAAAAUCUGCCAACUAUUUUUCUGCUUUGGAUGCCACUGUGGAAGAUCUGCAGAACCGAGCCCAGAUCUUGAUUGAUAAAAUCAACGAGGGACGGAAUAAAGAUCAGGCUUUAAUGAAAAACUUUCAUGAAAGUCUUGCCAAGAAGGUUGCAGAGCUGUCGCAGUGCCUGGAGGCCAGAAUUUACCACAUGUACGACGAGCACAACAAACUGCUGCAGGAGAGGCUUCAGGAGCUGCCAGAGAUCAUGGACCGGAUCGGAGAGCUGCAGUCAGAGCUGAAAGAAGUGUGCCACACUGUAGCUACUGUCUACCAAGACCUCUGUGUGCCUCCGGAUGUCUAAUCCCCAAGGUUUCAUUAUAUGUUAUAUGUUAUAUAUGUUAUAUAUGUGAUAUGGUUAUAUUCUGCUAAUUGUACUCAAUCCACUUACUCAAGUAUCUGCCUGUUCAUGUGUGGUUUUGUUUCAGGUUACAACUUGGUUCUGGUGUUUCUAAAAUAAAACUACUGCCUUAAACAAA
Xenopus laevis (African clawed frog) is the source of this 788-nucleotide messenger RNA. It is a transcript of the gene syce2.L, whose product is annotated as synaptonemal complex central element protein 2 L homeolog. The coding region runs from base 56 to 613 and encodes 185 amino acids. NCBI's taxonomy places the organism in Eukaryota, Metazoa, Chordata, Amphibia, Anura, Pipidae. Gene Ontology annotation, biological process: synaptonemal complex assembly. The record is from RefSeq and is a predicted model, not a curated record. The transcript has 4 exons. Gene Ontology annotation, cellular component: central element.